Molecule: messenger RNA, 850 nt
Organism: Jatropha curcas
Lineage: Eukaryota; Viridiplantae; Streptophyta; Magnoliopsida; Malpighiales; Euphorbiaceae
Product: Prefoldin chaperone subunit family protein
Biological process (GO): positive regulation of transcription by RNA polymerase II
Cellular component (GO): mediator complex
Molecular function (GO): transcription coregulator activity
Source: RefSeq, a predicted model, not a curated record
UUUUUUUUUUUUUUUUUUUGGUUUAACGCUCCCGUUUGAACAUAAAUUCAAGAAGUAUUAAAAUAUUCCUUCAUCUUCUUCUCUCUUUUCAACUCUGCUUACGCAGUCUUUCCGUUUACUGGUUAUUACAGUUACAGGCUUCUGGUCUUCUCGCUCAGCAGUUUUGCGGUUCUGAGAAAGAACAAAACUGAAUUGAGGACUGAUAAUGGAAAACUACCGUCAGGAAAAAGUACAGAAGUUUGAGGAAUUUGUUGAUCGCCGUUUGAAACCGGAUCUUGUUCGGGCUAUUGCGGAACGGGAUAAAGUCUUUGAACAACAAAAGAUUUUCUCAGAUUUGCGAAACAACAUAGAGAAUUUGGAGAAAAAUAGUGUAACCAGUCUUAGGACAUUGGUUAACCUUGGAUCUGAAGUAUACAUGCAAGCAGAUGUACCAGAUACACAACACAUAUUUGUGGAUAUUGGAUUAGGAUUCCAUGUCGAGUUUACUUGGUCUGAAGCAUUAAAAUACAUAUCACUAAGAGAGGAGAAGAUAGCCAGGCAAAUAGAAGAGUACACUCACCAAAUUGCAUCAAUUAAAGCUCAGAUAAAGAUGGUUUACGAAGGAAUUCGAGAGUUACUCCAGUUUCCAGCUGAGAAAUCUUUACCGGGACCCACUUUUUAACAUUUACAAUUUAAUUGUAUGCUGUAAUUCCCUCCCUCGAGUGCAAGGUCUGCAUUUCCUGUAGGAAGAGAUGGCUGAGAGAGUAAAAUCAAAGACUUGAUGUAGUAAACAAUAUAAUUGCUUAUAUGCAUCUCUGUUCUCUUUGACAUCUGGAUAGUCUCAAUUUGAUUGAAUAUGGCCUUAUGAACA